AUGGGAUCUUCCGAGCCCGACAAGGUCGGUCACAUUCCCAAUCAAAACGCCAGCGUGUUUCUUGAGAGGGAACCGCUACCCUCACCUGGCUUCGAUCACUCAUCUGCAAGCUCCCCUGGUCUUGAAGAUCUGGGUGAAAAAGCAUUGGUCGACAUCCUGCCCCGGGAUCAACAGGAGAAGACUGCCACAUAUGACUAUGCCUACGAGAAAUCACUGAGCCACGCGGAGGCAAAACUGUUCUACCAGCACCACCAGCUCGCGUCCAAAAGUGGUGACAACACAGGGCCAGUGAGCCCAGUGCCCACGUGGCGUUCCACGAGCGAUCCCCACGACGACGGUCUAGCAAUGGCCACAGAAACCAGCCCUCGACACAAGAGUCACCCCGCGCGCAAGGGCUCUAUGGUGGUGGAGUCAGAAUGGAGUCUGGAUUCCAUGGUGGAUCAUGACACCGAUGGGACGAUCCAUGAUUCCCCGCUGGUCGAUCACUCGCUCCCGCGCCACGCAGGAUCCUCGGGGAUAACGCAUGGACAAGGGCUUUACCCGCCGGGUGGAGAGAAUGUCCAUGGUUCUGGGCUGGGAAUUGUCUCCCAGGGUCCAGGUGGAGACGCCAUCACCUCUGAAUUGCAUGCCAUCUACCGCAAGAUCAAGGGUCUGUUGGAUCGUCGCGCCAAAUACCUGGCGCUGUCACUACAGAGACCGGGCGACGAUCCAAGGGACAAAGAAAGUUGGGAAAUCUACCCUCCACCGCCUGAGCCUUCCUGGGAUGAAGGGAAGGAAUAUCAGCCUGGAAAUGUUGGGGGACCUGCCGAUCUGAACUCGAAGAAGAGGAAGAUGGGUCAAGAUAUCGGCGAGGACUUUGACAUGGAUGAACUGACCCUUCCUGAACAGUCCUCCUGGACGUAUCGAUUGGAUAGCAACAGUGUCUACCAGGUGUUCGAUUCGGAAGCAGCAGCGGAUCGGCAUGAACCGAUGGUCAAGAUCCCAUCCCUGCGUGAUUUCUACAUGGACCUCGAUGCUGUUGUAGAUGUUUCCUCUGAGGGUCCAGCCAAAAGCUUUGCUUUCAAGCGCCUUUCGUACCUUGAAGGUAAAUUCCAACUCUACACGCUCCUGAACGAGUAUCAGGAAAUCGCAGAUAGCAAGAAAGUACCACAUCGCGACUUUUACAACGUGCGUAAGGUGGACACUCACGUUCACCACUCGGCAUGCAUGAACCAAAAACAUCUUCUGCGUUUCAUCAAAAGCAAGAUGCGAAAAUCGCCCGAUGAAGUGGUCCUCUUUCGAGAUGGCAAGCAUCUCACUCUCCGGGAGGUAUUUGAGAGCAUCAACCUCACGGCCUACGACCUCAGCAUUGAUACGCUUGAUAUGCAUGCACACACCGAUUCCUUCCAUCGGUUUGACAAGUUUAACCUCAAAUAUAACCCCGUUGGCGAGUCCCGUCUCCGUGAGAUCUUCCUGAAGACCGACAACUAUAUCAAAGGCCGUUACCUGGCGGAAAUCACCAAGGAAGUCAUGUCCGACUUGGAGUCCAGUAAGUAUCAAAUGGUCGAAUGGCGUAUUUCCAUAUACGGAAGAUCUGCCGACGAGUGGGAUAAGCUUGCUGCCUGGGUAGUGGACAAUAAAUUGUUUUCCCCCAAUGUCCGCUGGCUGAUCCAGGUUCCACGGCUGUAUGAUGUGUACAAGUCGAGUGGGAUGAUGGAGAACUUUGAGCAGGUUAUCACAAAUGUUUUCCAGCCACUGUUCGAAGUGACCAAAGACCCAUCCAGCCACCCGAAGCUUCAUGUUUUCCUUCAGCGUGUGGUGGGAUUCGACAGUGUCGACGAUGAGAGUAAGGCUGAGCGUCGAUUGUACCGAAAAUACCCCAUCCCACGAGAUUGGAACACCAAGCAGAACCCCCCAUACAGCUACUGGGUCUACUUCAUGUUUGCCAACGUCGCCUCACUCAACCAUUGGCGGCAACGGCGAGGAUUUAAUACAUUUGUCCUUCGUCCCCAUUGUGGAGAAGCAGGCGAUCCAGAUCACCUAGCUGUUGGGUUCCUCUGCUGCCAUAGCAUCAGCCAUGGAAUUUUGCUACGCAAGGUACCCCUGCUGCAGUAUUUGUACUAUCUGGACCAAAUCGGCAUUGCCAUGUCACCCCUCAGCAACAACGCCUUGUUCCUCACCUACGACAAGAAUCCAUGCGCCAGCUUUUUCAAGCGCGGUCUGAACGUUUCGUUAUCAACCGACGACCCGCUGCAGUUUGCAUUUACCAAGGAGCCUCUAAUUGAGGAGUAUUCAGUGGCUGCUCAGAUUUAUAAGUUUAGCGCUGUUGACAUGUGCGAAUUGGCCAAGAAUUCUGUUGUCCAAAGCGGAUUUGAGCUCUCGUUGAAGAAGCGCUGGCUUGGAUCAAACUGUGAUCUUCCCGGAUUUACAGGCAACAAUGUCGCCAAAAGCAAUGUCCCUGAUAUCCGUGAAGCGUUUCGGCAUGAGACGCUGCAGGCCGAAUUGUCACUGUAA
Penicillium odoratum is the source of this 2493-nucleotide messenger RNA. RefSeq lists its product as uncharacterized. Lineage: Eukaryota; Fungi; Ascomycota; Eurotiomycetes; Eurotiales; Aspergillaceae. Bases 1 to 2493 code for a protein of 830 amino acids. Gene Ontology annotation, cellular component: cytosol. The record is from RefSeq and is a predicted model, not a curated record. Gene Ontology annotation, biological process: AMP metabolic process; IMP salvage. The transcript has 2 exons. Gene Ontology annotation, molecular function: AMP deaminase activity.